UUGGAGUACCGCGCAUGCGCAGUGGUCCCCUGUACCUUAUAAAUUUUUAAUGGCAAUGGCUGCGUUUCUCAUCUAAACAUCUCACGCGAAACAACAAACCUAUAAAUACGACAUUUCCUUGCACCUCUGACAAAAGGCGUUAUCGAUUUAGUAAUAGUAAUCGAUCGAUUGUGAUCUACGAAAAAUGGAUCGGCUGUAGAAUUUGAAGAUAGAAGAUCUGUCAUUUUUAACCCUUUGCAUUCCAUGAGCCACAAACAAUCGAGAAGAUGAUACGCCAGGUGACCAACAACAAUGACUAUUGCAUGAGUGGCAGGCCGUCAUGCCUGGCAGAGGAUGGCCGACACCCCACCAGUCACUUUGACCUAUGCACUGCCCAGUCCAACAAGUUCUACCAAGCUCCCCCUCCCUUGCACAUGACCUUGCCCCCUCUGCCCUUGCCCCCUCUGCCCUUGCCCCCUCAGAACAACCCGAAACCAAUGCCUUGUCAGAGGCAGAAUGGCCUCAGUGAACCUCACCCCCAAGCUGUUGGAAUUACGAACAAUGAAAAGCCAGAGGACUCCAAGAAAAAGAAAAACCCGGGGAGGUCUGGAAGGAGAGGAAGACCUUCGGGCACCACUAAAUCGGCAGGUUACAGGACCAGCACAGGGAGGCCUCUAGGAACCACUAAGGCUGCCGGGUUCAAGACCAGCCCAGGGAGGCCCCUGGGAACGACCAAGGCAGCGGGAUAUAAGGUCAGCCCUGGUAGGCCCCCUGGCAGUAUCAAGACCCUGUCUCGCCUCAACAAACUAGGCUAUGGUACGUGUAGCGCCGCAGCAUUCCCCUACACUAUGAUGAACAAAGGCAGCCUCUGCGAACCCUCGUGCAAGGAAAAGGAGACCAACGAGUAAAGUCCUACUUUUCUCAUGGCUUGUUGGAGAAAUAAAAGGCUGCAUGUCCUAAGUGCUGUCAAAUAGAGGGGUUGUUUGUACCACUUCCCUGGUUGAGUGUACAGAUGUACUAUUACUGGCAUGUGCCUCUUCAGUGUGCAUGCUUCUAUCCAAACCAGAUUUCUUUGUAAUAUAGAGUAUAGCUUAUACACCACACUGAGUGGACAAAACAUAAGGAACACCUUCCUAAUAUUGAGUCCCCCCCCCCUUGCCCUCAAUUCAUCAGUGAAUGGACUCUACAAGGUGUCGAAAGCGUUCCACAGGGAUGCUGGCCCAUGUUGACUCCAAUGCUUCCCACAGUUGUGUCAAGUUGGCUGGAUGUCCUUUGGGUGGUGGACCAUUCUUGAUAC
Molecule: messenger RNA, 1276 nt
Organism: Oncorhynchus gorbuscha (pink salmon)
Lineage: Eukaryota; Metazoa; Chordata; Actinopteri; Salmoniformes; Salmonidae
Product: UPF0461 protein C5orf24 homolog
Exons: 2
Coding region: 267-887 (206 amino acids)
Source: RefSeq, a predicted model, not a curated record